CGAGCGGUUGGAAUUUGAAUCUGCGGCGCGACGCUGCGGGAAGUCUGGAACCUUGGGUCAAGCAUGGAGAGCCCAGGCUCCACCGCGCGCUGUCCGCUGCGAGAGCAGCGUGCACGUUGGGAACGGAAACGUGUCUGCACCGCUCGGGAGCUGCUGGAGACCGAGCGGCGCUACCAGGAACAACUGGGGCUGGUGGCCACGUACUUCCUGGGCAUCCUGAAAGCCAAGGGAACACUACGACCACCAGAGCGCCAGACCCUGUUUGGGACCUGGGAGCGCAUCUAUGCCGCUAGCCUAGAGCUGCUUCCCUACUUGGAAGAAGGACACUGGGGGCCGGGACUAGAGGGCUUCUGCUCCCACCUGGAGCUCUACACUCAAUUUGCUGCCGAUGCAGAGAGUUCUCAGACUACCCUUCAGACGCAGCUGAAGAAGAAUAAACGUUUUCGGAGGUUUGUGCGGCUUCAGGAAGGCCGCCCUGAAUUUGGGGGUCUUCAGCUCCAGGACCUGCUCCCUUUGCCUCUGCAGCGGCUCCAGCAGUAUGAGAACCUCGUCGUGGCUUUGGCUGAAAACACAGUUCCCAACAGCCCUGAUUACCAACAGCUCACACGGGCUGCCCGCCUGGUGAGUGAAACUGCCCACAGAGUCCACGCCAUUGGCCAGAGCCAGAAGAAUGACCAGCACCUCCUGCGUGUCCAGGCUCUACUCAGCGGACGCAAGGCCAAAGGACUUACUUCAGGGCGAUGGUUCCUACGACAGGGCUGGCUUUUAGUGGUGCCUCCCACCGGGGAGCCUCGGCCCCGCAUGUUCUUCCUCUUCUCUGAUGUGCUCCUCAUGGCCAAGCCUCGACCCCCACUGCACCUGCUGAAGAGUGGUACCUUUGUCUGCAGAGCCCUGUACCCUAUGUCCCAGUGCCAACUUAACAGGGUCUUCGGCCAUUCAGGGGGAACUUGUGGUGGUUUGCUCAGUCUCUCCUUCCCCGACGAGAAGCUACUGCUUAUGUCCACUGACCACGAGGAGCUGUCACGAUGGUGCCGCAGCCUGACUGUGGCUAUCAGGUGA
Molecule: messenger RNA, 1059 nt
Organism: Onychomys torridus (southern grasshopper mouse)
Lineage: Eukaryota; Metazoa; Chordata; Mammalia; Rodentia; Cricetidae
Gene: Arhgef39
Product: Rho guanine nucleotide exchange factor 39
Exons: 8
Coding region: 64-1059 (331 amino acids)
Biological process (GO): positive regulation of cell migration
Cellular component (GO): plasma membrane
Molecular function (GO): guanyl-nucleotide exchange factor activity
Source: RefSeq, a predicted model, not a curated record